CGCGAAGCAGUCUGGGAAGUGUAGUCCAGUUGGGCUCGCAGUAGAUUGGUGGUGGGAGCCGAGGUUCCUUCCGGGAAGGGGCUGAGCGGGCUUGGAGAGAGAGGGAGGUUGUGUCUGUAUCUUUUAAUUUUGUAGCCAGAGCACAAGAAGUCUUUGCUAAUGAAUGAUCUCUCUGGUUGAUUGAGACGCUGAAGAGAAUCUUGUGAAUUGCUCAUAGUUGAUUGGAUCUGCUCUCUGGGUAGAUUUCAGUAUGCUGCGACGGAAACCCACGCGCCUGGAGCUCAAGCUUGAUGAUAUUGAAGAGUUUGAGAGCAUUCGAAAGGACCUGGAGACCCGUAAAAAGCAGAAGGAAGACGUGGAUGUCGUAGGAAGCAGUGAUGGAGAAGGAGCCAUGGGGCUCAGCAGUGACCCCAAGAGCCGGGAACAAAUGAUUAAUGAUCGAAUUGGUUACAAACCCCAACCCAAGCCCAAUAGUCGCUCAUCUCAGUUUGGAAGUUUUGAAUUUUAGAGACGGAUUAUCUUGCAUGCCAGAGCCCUGGAGUGGAAUAAAAUAAUGGCAGAAGUACAAACCAGAUUGAGGGAACUGAGUGCUUGCAGGGAAGCGCAAUGUUUACUUCCUGCAGAGAGAAGUGUUUCGGCAGGAGACUGCUGACGCUUCACUUUUGCUCUAAGCUGCAAUGCAAACUCUGGUUUGUCUCUGGAAAGCUGACUAUAAAAAUCAUCUGAACCUUGUUUUUCAAAAUAAAU
Messenger RNA from Lepus europaeus (European hare), 747 nucleotides. RefSeq names its product cell division cycle 26 (gene CDC26). The transcript has 4 exons. Gene Ontology annotation, cellular component: anaphase-promoting complex. The coding region runs from base 251 to 508 and encodes 85 amino acids. NCBI's taxonomy places the organism in Eukaryota, Metazoa, Chordata, Mammalia, Lagomorpha, Leporidae. Gene Ontology annotation, biological process: protein K11-linked ubiquitination; regulation of mitotic cell cycle; anaphase-promoting complex-dependent catabolic process. The record is from RefSeq and is a predicted model, not a curated record.